Messenger RNA from Scophthalmus maximus (turbot), 5967 nucleotides. RefSeq names its product neural cell adhesion molecule 1b (gene ncam1b). The transcript has 23 exons. Gene Ontology annotation, molecular function: cell adhesion molecule binding. NCBI's taxonomy places the organism in Eukaryota, Metazoa, Chordata, Actinopteri, Pleuronectiformes, Scophthalmidae. Bases 280 to 4005 code for a protein of 1241 amino acids. Gene Ontology annotation, biological process: homophilic cell-cell adhesion. The record is from RefSeq and is a predicted model, not a curated record. Gene Ontology annotation, cellular component: neuron projection; cell-cell junction; plasma membrane.
CUAAUCCGCGUGUGUGAGCAGGCUGCGCUUGUCAGUCAGACUUUGAACCGCGCACUGGCGCUCAUCACCACUAAUCGCUGACCGCCGCCUGCCACCUGCGACGCAGCCGCUGCCACCGAUCACCGACCGGCUCGGAUGCGAUAGAUGAGGAUGAACGGCCGCUGACAGAGGCAGGACAGGAGGACCACAAGCCGAGGGCAGCGCCGCAGGGACCGAGCGGAGAUCUUUUUGAGCGCGAGGUCUUCGCCGUGUAACGCUCCCGUUACUCGGGGAGUUGCGAUGGUCCAGUCAAGGGAUAUUUUCUUCGCCCUGCUUCUCGCGGGCUGCACAGUUUCACUGGAAGUGCAGAUCACACCAAGUCAUGGUGAGAUUAGCCUUGGAGAGUCCAAAUUCUUCAUGUGUGAAGUUGUAGGGGUUGCCAAGCACAUAGACUGGUUUGGACCAACUGGGGACAGGAUAGAACCGAACAGACCAGACAUAACGGUAGCACGUAAUGAUGAGUCAUCGUCCACCCUCACACUGUAUAAAGCUGGGACUGAAAAUGCCGGCACAUACAAGUGUGUCGCUACCAAUGGAGACCAGCAAGUGGAAUCAACCGUUAAUGUGAAAAUCUUUCAAAAAAUCACCUUCACAAAUGCACCCUCACCUCAAGAGUUCACCGAAGGAGACAAUGCCAACAUUGUUUGCGACGUCAUCAGUUCACCUCCUCCCACUGUCCUCUGGAAAUAUAAAGGAGCAAGAAUACAGAUGGAGAAAGAUGUUCGCUUCAAGGUGCUGAACAACAAUCACCUUCAGAUCCGUGGCAUAAAGAAGACAGAUGAGGGCGCAUACACAUGCGAGGGUCGCCUCAUGGCCCGCGGCGAGAUUGAUCUGCGGGUCAUCAAGGUCGUUGUGAACGUGCUCCCGACCAUCAGGGUAUGGCAGUCAGAGGUAAAUUCCACAGCAGAUGUUGGGCAGUCUGCCAUGUUGACUUGUGCAGUUGAUGGCUAUCCUGAACCCAUGGUGACAUGGACAAGGAAUGAUGUGGUUCUCGAUGCGGGAGAGAAGUAUAGCUUUAACGAAGAUGGCUCGGAAAUGACAUUAAUGGAUGUUACCAAGCUGGAUGAAGGAGAGUACACCUGCAUUGCCAAGAACAAGGCUGGGGAAAGUGAGCAGGAGCUCAGUCUAAGAGUGUUUGUCAAACCGAAGAUCACAUACACGGUAAACCAGAGCACUUCAGAAUUGGAGGAGCAGGUAACCCUGACUUGUGAGGCUUCAGGCGAUCCGACUCCCACCAUGAACUGGAGCUACGGAGAGCGCGUCUUCACUGAUGGAGAGCAGGCACAUCUUAACAGGAUCUAUCAGGCAUCAUGGACUCGGCCUGAGCAGCACAAGAGUCUGGAUGGAAAUGUGGUGGUGAGGAGUGAUGCUCGGGUGUCCUCGCUCACUCUGAAGUACGUCAAGUACACAGACGCUGGUCAGUACCUCUGCACAGCACGCAGUGCCAUCGGAGAGGAUGGUCGGCUGGUAUAUCUGGAGGUUCGCUAUGCCCCUAAAAUACAUGGUAAUGUGGCAAUGUAUACCUGGGAGGGAAACGCGGUGAAUAUCAGCUGUGAGGUCAAGGCUCAUCCCAGUGAUGUGUCUAUUCUUUGGCUGAGAGACGGACUGCAACUCCCCAACUCAAACACCACCAACAUUAAGAUCUUCAGAACUCCAUCCACCAGCUAUCUGCAGAUAACCCCGGAGUCUGAAAAUGACUUUGGGAGCUAUAACUGCACUGCCUCUAAUGAGAUGGGCACAGAGCACAAGGAGUUCCUGCUCAUCCAGGCUGAUGUGCCAUCAGCUCCGUUCAUCAGUGAGGUGAAGCCCUUCUCCACCACAGCACAGGUCCAGUUUGAGGAGCCCGAGUCCACUGGAGGUGUUCCUGUCCUGAAAUUCCGGGCGGAGUGGAGGCCGCAGGGCAAGGGCAGCUGGGUGCAGAGGGUGUACGAGGUCCAGGAUGGCUCCAUCAGUGAGGCGACUAUCACAGGCCUGAAGCCAGAGACCAACUACGAAAUGAAGUUGACUGCCAUCAACGGCAAGGGUGAAGGUGAAAGCAGCCCGGCUGAGUUCUUCAAGACAGAGCCUGUCCACAACACUUUUCGUUUUUCCCCUGACGUUACAGAAGGGAAUCCCAACCCUCCUAAGAUUGAAGGGGCUCUUCAACCUAAAGGCAACUCCCUAAAGGUCAGCUUGAUCAAGCAGGAUGACGGCGGCUCACCCAUCAUACAUUAUCUCGUCCGCUAUAAACCCAUACAAGCGUCAGAGUGGAAACCAGAAAUCCGACUCCCGAGCAGCAGCGAGUACGUGGUUUUCAGCGGGCUGGAGUGGGACACAGAGUACAAUGUGUUUGUGGUGGCUGAGAAUCAGAAGGGCAAGUCCCAGCCAGCGACCAUGUCCUUCAGGACGUCCACAGAGCCAGACGCCAUCCCAGAUCUGAGUGACGAGGCAGCGCUCUCCAUGGGGAUCAUGCUCUGGGCAGGGAUCCUUGUCGUGGUGUUUAUACUGCUGCUGCUGGCUGUGGAUGUCACCUGUUACUUUGUCAACAAAUGUGGCCUCAUCAUGUGCCUCUGCGGCAAAUCUGGCACAGGCACCAAAGGACACAACUUGGAGGAGGGCAAGGCAGCGUUCGUGAAAGAUGAGUCCAAAGAGCCGAUAGUGGAAGUCAGAACAGAGGACGAGUGCACAGCCAAUCACAACGCGGCAGGACCGACAGAACCCAAUGAAACGACGCCUCUCACAGAGCCAGAGCUGGCGGCUUUCACUGCUGCUCUGGCACUGGAAAACCUCUCCUCCGUAGCCACCAACUCUGACACGGCCACAGCAACAAUUGACCCUGCUCAGGACAGCCCCUCUAGCGAGACCACUACCCUCACUUGUAGCCUGUCUACCCCGGCCAACGACCCCUCCCCCUCACCCACCCCCAUCCCGGCCCCGGCCCCUACUCCAGAGUCGAACACAACCCCGCCGACUCCUGUGCUCUCUUCGUCUGUCGUUGAGGCUAAAAUGGCCCCGUUACUAGAGCAAAGAGGAAGUUACGCCCCGGAAGAACCGGAGAAAAUAACCACCCCUCCUUGUACACCUGAACAGCCUAAACCGCAAAAAUCGGGGACACCGAUACCACCGAAGCGUAGACACUCCCCCAAACUCGCCGCACUGAAUGCUAAAGGCAGCCCCCCCGUAUCGCCGCUCGUUGCAUCUUCCUCAUCGUCCUCUCCCACUUUCGGUACCAAGAAGCAUGCUCCAAGCCCGCCGGUUACCAAGCUUCUCACGCAGCAAGACACUGAGACACCAGCGCAAACUGCCUCCACUCUAACCAACACUGCCCCUCCAAAACCACACACUGAUUCCAAUACCACUGCCCCACAUUCCAGCGGGCGUAGCCUUACUGCCUCCGACACCAACAAACCUUCUGACCAAACUGUUGAUAACAACAUACCCACUGCCAAAGAAGCUGCGGCCAGCAGCUCUCCUUCAGUGAUCCACAGUGCUCUUACGGUCCUGGGCGCUGAACAAUCUGCCCCUCUAGUUGCAGAAGUCCCCUCUCCUCUUCCUAUUACCCAGAUCUCUUCUUCUUCUUCUCCUGCCCCCCCUAGUCUACAGGCGUCUGUCUCGAAUGAUUUCCUCACAGCACCGCCAGACAUGUAUGACUUACUAACCCCCGAUGUGGGGCCCAGAAGUACAGCUUUAGACUUAGAGCUGAUGAACGGGACCGAGAGACGCUCGCUGCCCCCCGCCGACCUUAUUAGCUUAGAUAGCCCGCUCUCUGCCCCCUCUCUGCCCAACGGAGACGGAGCAGACCUCCCCCCCUCAGGCCCAGUUCUGGAGGCAUCAGAGACUCUGGCCAAGACUGCUCCUCCUGUCAACGAUGAGAAGCUUUUUUCUGACGAGAAAGUCAAACUGGAGGAGGAGGGAUUGUCAAACGCCCUGAUCGCUGCAGAACACAACAGUGUCACACAGACAAAAACCACCGAGAGCAAAGCAUGAUGGGCCUGCGGGAAUACCCCAGCCAAAAUCCAAAACAUUUUGCCGCAUCGACGAGCGAGAAACGCUGCAGGAGUUUUUGAUUUCCAGUGCCCUUAACUACAUAUUCAAAACACACGUGUUGAUUAGUCAGUGCACUUUCAUGUGCUUUCAUUUCUGAAAUGUUUACUAUACCCGAGGAGUUUAUCUUUAGUUCAUAAGAGAUUUAUUUUAUUUUUUUAUUCUUAUUUUAUUUAACCAGACAGGAUUAUUAAAGAACAAUCUCUUAUUAAAAUGGUUGCCUGGUAAAUAUAUGAAAAUAGACUCUACUUUCUAUUAUGCUUACAGUUUGAAUUGUGAUUGCACACAAGUAUCAGAUUAUGAUGUAAAAAAAAAAAAAGAUUAUAUAGAAAUUAUUUUUCUUAUUUUAAUGUUCUACUGCUCAAAUAUAAAACAGUUGUAAAACAGUUUUUUUUGUUUUGUUUUACUCUUAAUUUGUGGGCUAGUCUCAUUAAUAGCUUGUUAUGCAUGUCUGACCUGCAAGUGGUUGUAAAGUUUUGUUUACAAGGUUUGUUGUUUCACUCCUGUCUGUUACAGGGAUGUUCCGUCUCUCACAAAUACACUGGCAUUGAUUAAAAAUAGGCCCCAGUUCAAUGUUUGGAUCAAAACCAUAUUUUCUAUGGUGAUAAAAAAAAUACAAGAUGAUCCCAAAGCCGGCUGCAGGGGGAAUAGGGACUGACAAAUAAGCCCACAACACAUCAACGGUGCGCAUGAUCACAUCCAAUUUGGCCUAUUUUAUGAUCAAAUUUAUUCAGUCUGUCACUGCCUAACAACAGUGUUGGUUAAAAAAAUAUUCAUAAAUAAAAUCAAUUUGAUUAUUGAGGCAACUCCAUUAACACACAUGAAAUAGAAAAGCAGAACAGCUGGUUCUAAGCUAGUUUAAGACUGGUGAAUCAAGCAAACGUCUUAUGAUCUGGCGCUAAAUAUAAGUCACGUUAUUUGUUUUUGGGGGAAAACGACUACGAUGGUAUCACUUCUCCCUCACGUUGAAACAGAACAAAGGUCUGGCUUCGUACGUUGACUUGUGCUUUUGAACAAAAAGACAGAUACAAACUCAGAAGCACUUUUGUACUAUUUAAAAACUACAGAGAUUUCUUUUUCCAUUCCUGCCUGCAAGCUUGUGCACUGUGCCUGUGUGUCAGUAGACCGUCUUGUCAUCAGUUUCUAUGAUAAUCUGUAUAGCUUCGUCGUGAGAGAUUUAGCCUUUUCUUUUUCAUUUGAUAUAGUGUAUUAUUAGAAGAAAAAGUACGAUAAAUGGACUAAUGUGGUCAUUAUAACACGUGUAGUGUAUGAAACUGUCCGUCUCUGCUCACAGCACUAUAUAUAUUUCGCCAGCUGUAGUGAAAGGGAGGUGUUUUGAGCCUUGGCAUGAAUUCAGUCAGUACUUUAUAACAUGUAACUACAAGGCAGAUAGAUGUCCCCGUGUUUGUUUGGGGCAAAUAGUUCUCAUAUUGAUUUAAUCAGUGUUUCCCUUUGGUGCUUGUUCUGGCAUAAAUACACAUUUGAGUUUAUUUCUCCCCCCUGAGUUGUUAUUGAGGUGUUCUGUAAUGUGGUCUUUUGAUUUCUUUUUUAAAAUUUAGUUCUUGUCUUUUUGUACAACAGAAACAAAAUAAAUGGGAAAAUAAUUACCAAGAGUGACUGCUUGACAUGUUCUGGGACCAUUGGCAGGAAGCAGGUUGGUCUACCUGAAACAAAAAUAUCUUUUUAUUUCAUUUAAACAGCUUUAAUGUCAAAAGAAGUGAUCACAGAUUUGAGGUAUGUAAGAACAAAAUGAGCGUUACUUACCGUGCGCUCUGCUGACCACCUUUCUCCCUCGUCUCUGGACGCUCCUUUUGGUUUAAUGGGUCAAACUCAGACUGUACACAACAGAUCAUUUCUGAGCGCUAACCCAUUUACAAAAUAAAAAAGAAAUGGUUUCCAAAUCUA